Messenger RNA from Orbilia oligospora ATCC 24927, 3324 nucleotides. RefSeq lists its product as uncharacterized. Bases 1 to 3324 code for a protein of 1107 amino acids. Gene Ontology annotation, molecular function: microtubule motor activity; microtubule binding; ATP binding. NCBI's taxonomy places the organism in Eukaryota, Fungi, Ascomycota, Orbiliomycetes, Orbiliales, Orbiliaceae. The record is from RefSeq and is a predicted model, not a curated record. The transcript is spliced from 5 exons. Gene Ontology annotation, biological process: microtubule-based movement.
AUGCAGUCUAGUGCUUCGUCUAUACAGGUGACGGUCCGAGUACGGCCGUUCACCAUUAGAGAGGCGGCUCAGAUUACCAAAAUCGAUGACGGUCCGACGUUCUUCGGCGAUGGGAACCUCGCCGGUACACCGAAGCCGUCACUUACCAAUAAGGGUAUUCGAAGAGUUAUCAAAGUUGUCGAUGAUCAAUUCUUAAUAUUCGACCCACCGGAGGAAAACCCUAUCGCUAGGUUCGGACAAAAGAUCAUUGGUCCCCGUGGAAAACAACAGAAGGAUAUGAAGUUUGGCUUCGAUAAGGUCUUCGAUGAAAAUGCACAGCAGGGAGAAGUCUAUGAGCAGACCACCAAGAAUUUAUUGGAUAGUGUCCUUGAUGGAUUCAAUGCUACGGUCUUUGCUUAUGGUGCUACCGGUUGCGGGAAAACGCAUACUAUUUCUGGAACCAAGCAACAGCCUGGUAUCAUAUUCCUCACAAUGGAGGAGCUGUUUCAACGGAUUGACGACCUAAAAUCAGAGAAGUCUAUUGAGCUAUCUCUGUCUUACCUCGAAAUCUAUAACGAAACAAUCAGAGAUCUGCUGGUACCCGGUGGCAGCAAGCUGGGCCUAAGCUUACGCGAAGAUUCGAAUGCAUCAAUAUCAGUUGCCGGACUUUCGACCCACCGACCUUGCAAUGUUCAGGAAGUUAUGGAUAUGAUCGUCAUGGGGAACGAAAACAGAACCAUGUCACCUACCGAAGCCAACGCCACAUCCUCGAGAUCGCACGCCGUUCUACAAAUCAAUGUUGUGCAGAAAAAUAAAACUGCAGGAUUGUCAGAGAAUUUGUUCUCUGCCACAUUAUCAAUCAUCGAUCUUGCUGGUAGCGAAAGAGCUAGUGUUACAAAGAACCGAGGAGAUAGGUUACUGGAAGGUGCCAAUAUUAACCGGUCCUUGUUAGCGCUAGGAAACUGCAUCAAUGCACUUUGCGAUCCAGCUAAAAAGAAUCAUAUCCCAUAUCGUGACUCAAAGCUUACAAGAUUACUCAAAUUUUCGCUAGGUGGGAAUUGCAAGACGGUCAUGAUUGUUUGCGUGUCACCAUCGAGCCAGCACUACGAUGAAACACACAACACCCUCAAAUACGCAGACCGGGCCAAGAAGAUUAAGACAAAGGUGUCUAGGAAUAUGAUUAAUGUGAAUCGCCACGUUAGUCAGUACGUCAAGGCGAUUUAUGAUUUGCAACAAGAAGUUGCCGACCUUAAGCAACGGCUUGGGGAUUCCGUCAAGGAAGCCAUGGGCAAGAUUCAGAAGCAACAGCAAGCACGAGAUAUGGCCAUGAGGGAAGGUGUUAGGAGGAUCAGAGCUGCGUAUGAUGCCUCGCUCGAAUUGAGAAAGAGGAAGUUGAACGAUAUGGGAGGAAUUCGGUUAAUUGAUAGGCGGAUUGCAACUAUAAAGGCUUGGUUGUUCGCGUUUGAUUCGUUCUUCGCGAGUGGAGCUUUGCCGUCGGAGAGUUUGGGGAACAUAAGGGCACAAGCAGAGGAUGGCGUUAAGGAUUUAGAGGGGAAGAAAAUGUGGUUGAUGCAGAGGUUGCAAAGUGAGCCGUGGGACAAGAGUAUUGAUACAGCAUUAAAAAGUGCGAUCGAUUCUUUAGCCAGGCUAGAAGGUGGGGUGAAGGAGGAGGAUCUGGAGACCCUAAACCGAGAGGCAAAUUUGCAGAAGGCGACGGGGGAAAAGGAAAUUAUGGAGAUGUUGCUUAACGACGAGUUGGAUACGACCACGAUCGAAGGAUUGACUAAAGCUCAUUUCGAAACAAUUGUGGAGCUUGAGAGGGUCAGAGAGCUGGAACCCGAGGCCGCAUUAUCCGAAGCUCCUAUGGCGCUAUUUAACCUUAUUCAGUCAUGCACAGUUGCGACGGGACAGGUGAUUACUCCUAAUGGACAGAUUGCGGUUCCCGAAUAUGUAGCUGCUACACCUGGAAGGAAGCGCAUCAGCAGCAAUCAGUUUGGGUUUGGAUCCCCAGCGAAACGACCUAAUUUUGCGCUUGCUGCUGUUACGAAUAUUAUGACAACGACCACAAUCACAGGUCCAAUUUCAGAGGAACUAAUUAUGCCCAAGUCACCGGCUAAGGGCACACCGAGAAGAAAGGUACACACUCCUAGUAAGAAGGCUGUAACAUUCAAAAAGCGUGUUAGGUGGCGCGACGACGUGGUCGAUGUCGAGCAAAACGAGAACUCGCUGGUGAGGAAGUUCAAGAAGCAAGAAUCUGAGAUGAUGUUGCAUCAGCAGCAACUGCGGCGAGGCGGGUCUCCACCGCCUCCCUCUUCUCGUCUCUCUAUGGAUUCAAGCACCGUGAAUAAGGCCAAACGAGCAGGUAGCAGCGUUCACGCUGCUACUCCUGCCUCAUCUUCUGCCUCCGCUGCUAUUUCUUCGCACGCGCACGUGGAUGUACAUGUGGACAGCGAUAGCGAGCUUAUGCCUCCACCUCCCGCCCGAGUGUCGUCAUCGUCGUCGACGGCAACAAGCGCGCCACCGGUCCGCAGCAGCAGAAUGACCAUUGGCUUUCUCUCCAAGGAUGCUGCAGAAGGAGGCGCUAACUCGUCUACGUCGUCGCCAGACAUCGGGCGUUCAGGUAUUAGUGAGACAACCGAGUCAAGUCGAACCAGUCACCACUCUCCACUUCGAGAAACCAAUAUCGGCAACAUUAUCAACCGGACAACAGGCAAUUACGGUCUCAGGUCAACCCUCAACAGCAGCUCAGGAGGACCGAUUGGUAGUGCCGCCUCGCCGAUUGCCAAGAGCUCAGCAGCCGCGGCGAGUUUCGCCGAGUCCCACGCGGAUUCCUACUCCUCGUCAGACGAGCAAUCCACUACGUACCGGCCUCCUCGAUUCCAACCUGGGAAGCUCUCGGGAGCCGUUCACGUCAAGUCUUCGUUCAAACGCAACUCAAUUGCGCCCGGGUUUAGCCACACCGACUACAACCGUGGUCGGAGCAGGCCCUCGGUCACGGCUUCUUUUGCCGCUCCGACAGCAAGCGUAAAAGCCCGGCGGAAGAGCCCUGUCAGACAAGUGUCGCCUGAUGGAGGUUCUACGGUCCUUCUGAAUCCGAAGAGCGGAAGUGGGGUUAGAAGGAAUAUGAAGGACAAGGACGCUCAAAUCAGGGCUUUAAGUCCAAGGAGCUCUAGGGUCGGUGUCCGUAGGUCUAUUAGCGGUGGAAGCAGACGGUUGACGGUUUCGGGGGCCAUGGGGGAUCAAAUUUUGUCAGCCUUACAGAAGGAAAAGGAGAAUAUCGAUGGUAGUGGGGCUAGCAGCAUCACUGUUGUUGGGCUUAACGCACCUCCAGUGAGGAUGAAGUAG